Messenger RNA from Xylona heveae TC161, 1774 nucleotides. Its product is annotated as CAIB/BAIF family protein. Gene Ontology annotation, molecular function: catalytic activity. The coding region runs from base 70 to 1416 and encodes 448 amino acids. NCBI's taxonomy places the organism in Eukaryota, Fungi, Ascomycota, Xylonomycetes, Xylonales, Xylonaceae. The transcript has 7 exons. The record is from RefSeq and is a predicted model, not a curated record.
CUAGUCGUUCAUGUAUGCCCUCUGGUGCCCUAACAUGAAGCAAGAGUCCUGCUCUUUCUCGAAAAAAUAAUGAUAAAUCUGCUGAAUCAUAUACCUCACGGGCCUGUUUGGUCAAUUGCAAGAUGCGCGAAGCUCAAUGGUUGGAAGAGCUGCACACAGAGAUCGUUCUCCAGCGCUCUUCUGUCCUCAGAAAGCUUGCCGUUGGCGGGGCUGCGGGUAUUGGACAUGACAAGAGUUUUAGCUGGUCCCUACUGCACACAAAUCCUUGGAGAUCUGGGUGCUGAGGUGAUCAAAAUUGAGCACCCCAUUCGUGGAGACGAUACGAGGGCUUGGGGACCGCCAUAUGCCGAGCAUAUAAGAGGCGAUGCAGUUGAAGGGCCGGGGGAGAGUGCAUAUUUCCUUUCGGUGAAUCGGAAUAAAAAGUCUUUAGGGCUCUCCUUUGCCCAUCCUUCAGGAGUAGAUAUUCUGCACCAGCUUGCGAAAGAGUGCGAUGUGCUAGUCGAGAAUUAUCUCCCCGGGACAUUGAAGAAAUAUGGGAUGGACUAUGAGACAUUGCACAAGAUAAACCCGAGCCUAACCUAUGCCAGUAUCACCGGAUAUGGACAAACGGGCCCAUAUAGGAUGAGAGCGGGCUACGAUGUCAUGGUGGAAGCUGAAAUGGGAUUAAUGCACAUUACGGGGUCUAGAGAUGGGCCACCUGUAAAGGUUGGCGUUGCUGUUACCGAUCUGACCACUGGUUUAUACACUUCAAACUCCAUUUUGGCAGCACUGUUAGGCCGGAUCAGGACCGGAAAGGGCCAGCAUAUUGAUGUUGCUCUAAGUGACUGCCAGGUAGCGACAUUGUCAAAUCUUGCAAGCUCAGCAUUGAUUAGUGGGAAAAAGGAUUCUGGGAGAUGGGGAACGGCGCACCCGUCUAUUGUCCCUUAUCGAGCAUUCAAAACUGCGGACGGUGAUAUCCUUUUGGGCGGAGGCAACGAUAAGCUUUAUGGCAUUUUGUGCGAUAAGAUUAAACGACCCGAAUGGAAAGCAGAUGAGCGUUUUACCACGAACGCUAUGCGGGUGAAGAACCGGGAUAUGUUGGAGCAGAUGAUUGAAGUAGAAACUAAAAAGAAAACUACAGCCGAAUGGCUCAACAUCUUAGAGGGCAGCGGCAUGCCAUACGCGGCUAUAAAUGACAUACAAGGUACUCUUAACCACGAUCAUGUCCUGGCUCGGAAUAUGGUUGUUGAAGUGGAACAUCCCACAUGUGGACCGAUGAAGCUUGUCAAUACGCCAGUCAAAUUUUCUGAUUCCGACCCAUCGAUACGAUCGCCACCGCCAACACUUGGUCAGCAUACGGAUGAGAUUUUGCGGGAUGUGAUCGGCAUGAGCGAAAGUGAUAUUCACGACCUCCGAGAAGAGGGUGUCGUUGCAUGAGUUGAUCUGAGGACUGCAUUUGGGGAUGAAUUUCCUGAUUCGUGCGAUACUCCACUUUAAAAGAGUUAUGUGAAACGCCAAUACAUCAGGACGAAUUAUGACUAGACAAAAAUUGGGAUUUCAAUGGACAUUUUCAUGCCGAAUAAAAAAUCGACCCAUGUUUGCCUGGGAAGAUAGAGUUGUCUAAUAUUGCAGAGGCCACAGUCAUCCUAUAUAAGUUUUACACUAUACAGAGAGUACGACUUCCGUGAAUGGACAUUGCAACCAUUCAUCAUGCUCAUUACUCGCUGCAAUUAUUAUGCUAUCAACCCAGAAAAAUAUCUCGAAUUCAUCUCUCGUGAAUUUCUCGAUUCACGCU